This is a messenger RNA of Aspergillus steynii IBT 23096, 1056 nucleotides long. RefSeq lists its product as uncharacterized. The record is from RefSeq and is a predicted model, not a curated record. The coding region runs from base 1 to 1056 and encodes 351 amino acids. NCBI's taxonomy places the organism in Eukaryota, Fungi, Ascomycota, Eurotiomycetes, Eurotiales, Aspergillaceae. The transcript has a single exon.
AUGCGACACCCGAUCUUCAGCCUCUUGGCUCUCUCUAGCGUAGGACUCGCCGGGAGCCCCAGGCUUGCAUCCGAAGAGCUGAGCGACGUCAAGUCCGCACUUCAAGCCAAAGGCGAGUUCGGAGCAGGGCGCCUCGUAAACGCCAGCUUCACCGGUUUCGAGUCACUCUCUGGCCUAGAUCUUUUCCCGCGACAGUCCACCUGCGGGACAGGACGUAAGAGGCCCUACAACCGAACACGACCCCAACUUACAGAAAAUGCAGAUGAAUGCUCGGACGGUAAAUGUUGCAAGUCUUACCAGAACUGCGUCAGGGGCGGAUGCUGCGACAAGCCCGAGAUAGGAUGCGGCGCCGACUCAUGCUACAAUCCCGACGUCGAAACAUGUUGCGAGGCUCGCGGAACUCGAUGCGAUCUGGGGUACGAGUGCGUCCCCUCCGGCGGGUGCUGCAAGAAGGGCAGGAAAAGCUGCGGCUCGGACUCGUGCUAUGACCCGGAAGAGGAUGAGUGCUGCGGCAAUGGAAAGACGUGCCCCUUGGGAGACACCUGCGUCGACGGGGGAUGUUGCGACGGGUAUAAACGAAAGUGUGGUUCGUAUAAAUGCUACGACCCGAUCUUGUCGGUCUGCUGCACAGACGGCGACUUCUCGUGGUCGUGUCCCAAGGGGAAUUCAUGCUGUCGGUCAUCGCGCAGCUGCUAUAGGCCAUCUACCGAGAAAUGCUGCUCGUCGGGCGCCUGUCGCAAGGGGGAAACCUGUUGCGAGCAUGGAUGCUGUGACUCGAGCGAGCGAUGCGGCGCUGAUGGAUACUGCACUGUCACGUCGACGUCGACAUCGACUACAACCUCCCUCUCUGACGCGACUGCUACAAUAACCGUUACGAGUGGUUCGGAUUCCGACGACGACGAAGAAACCUCCGGCGGUGGAGUUGCCGGCGCUGAUGGAACCCCCGGCGAUGGUCAAGGGAAUGUGUCUGGUGCAUCGGGGAUUAGGGCUGAUGAGUUCUUGAAAUUGGCGUCGAUGGCCGUAUGCGCCUCUCUUAUUCUAAUAGUCGCUGCAUAG